AUGACCAUACCCACAUCCAGGGGAAAAAGGACUACUUUUUUCCACCUUAUUAGGUUUUUCAUAUUCUUCUUAACAUGCUUCAAUGGCGGCGAAGCAAAUUGCGGGAGCGGUUGCGGGCUCGCCCUAGCCUCGUACUAUGUCUGGCAGGGCUGUAAUUUGUCCUAUAUCAGCAACAUUUUCGGUCGAGAAAUCCCAGAAAUUGUUCAGUACAAUCCCGGGAUUCACAACUCGGAUAGCAUUAGCAGCGACAUCAGGAUAAACGUGCCGUUCUCCUGCGACUGCAUAAACGGCGAUUUCUUGGGGCACACGUUUGAGUACGAGACCGUCGCCGGCGACACGUAUCGCAAGAUCGCGACGUCGGCGUUUGCUAAUCUGACGGAUGAGUAUUGGCUGAAUCGGGUCAACCGUUUUCGCCCGAACGACAUUCCGGAUAGGGUUCCCAUCAAUGUCACCGUGAAUUGCUCCUGCGGGGAUGGGAGCGUGUCCGAGGAUUAUGGGCUGUUCUUGACGUACCCGCUUCGCCGCGGCCAGAACUUGUCGUCGGUGGCGGAGGAAUGCGGCGUUCCGGCGAAUCUGUUGCGGCGGUUUAACCCCGGGGCGGAUUUUGCUGCCGGGUCGGGGAUUGUCUUUGUGCCGGCUAAAGGUUAG
Molecule: messenger RNA, 648 nt
Organism: Ipomoea triloba (trilobed morning glory)
Lineage: Eukaryota; Viridiplantae; Streptophyta; Magnoliopsida; Solanales; Convolvulaceae
Product: lysM domain receptor-like kinase 3
Exons: 1
Coding region: 1-648 (215 amino acids)
Biological process (GO): innate immune response
Molecular function (GO): transmembrane receptor protein kinase activity
Source: RefSeq, a predicted model, not a curated record